Fukomys damarensis (Damara mole-rat) is the source of this 2438-nucleotide messenger RNA. Its product is annotated as alpha-1-antiproteinase 2. The record is from RefSeq and is a predicted model, not a curated record. The transcript is spliced from 6 exons. Gene Ontology annotation, molecular function: serine-type endopeptidase inhibitor activity. Gene Ontology annotation, biological process: negative regulation of endopeptidase activity. NCBI's taxonomy places the organism in Eukaryota, Metazoa, Chordata, Mammalia, Rodentia, Bathyergidae. The coding region runs from base 278 to 1462 and encodes 394 amino acids.
ACUGUACAGAUGGACUUUUUGCACUCUUCCACACUUGACCCUGUGGGCAACCAUGGGGUGGAAAUGCAAAUGGUCCUGUUAAUGCUCACACCCACCCAGCCAACCAUGAAACAGUAAUUGAGACUACAGGCAGGGCCGAGAAGAAAUAUUCUGGAGGUGGCACUGUGGCUUCCUUCUUCAGCUAAACGAGGAAGAUUCAGAUCUUCACCAGGAGAAUUCAGAGGACACUGUCAUCAGAGCCUGCCUCAUGCUGCCAGGCCCAGGCCUCUGAGGGACAAUGUCAUCCUCUAUCUUGAGGCACCUCCUCCUACUGGCUUGCUUGUGCUUCCUUGUUCCUAGCUCCCAGGCUGAAGAUGAUGAAGUGGAUGCAUCUGUUCAUGACCAUGAGCAUCGUAAAUACAUGGUCUGCCACAAUAUCCUCUACAAGGCCAUUGACUUCACCUUUGAUUUGUACCAGGAGCCAGCCAGUUGGUCAAAAACCACUAAUGUCUUAUUGUCCCCAAUGAGCAUUGUGGCUGCCUUUGCAAUGAUCUCCCUGGGGACCAAGGGCGAUACUCACACGGAGAUCCUGAAGGGCCUUAAGUUCAACCUGAGAGAGAUGCCUGAGACUCACAUCCACCAUUGCUUCCAGCUUCUCCUCCACCUCUUGCAGCAUCCAGACCAGCAGCUCCAGCUGACCAUCAGCAGCAGCCUCUUUGUCAGUGACCAUCUGAUGCUCAUGAGUAAAUCUGUGCAGGAUGUCAAGGAGCUGUACCACUCGGGAGUCAACUCCAUCAAUUUCAGGGACAUUCAGUUCACCAGCAAACAGAUCAAUAAUUAUGUGGAGAGAGAAACCCAUGGAGAAAUAGUGGAUUUGGUCAAAGAUCUGGAGGAAGACACAGAUCUCAUGCUGGUGAAUUAUAUUUCUCUCCAUGGCAAAUGGACUGUUGAGUUCCAGGUUGAAUACACCGUGGAAGAGGACUUCUAUGUAGACGAGGUGACAAGCAUCAGGGUGCCCAUGAUCCAUCGCCUGGGUAUAUUUUUACUGAACCGGGAUGAGGAGCUGUCCAGCUGGGUGCUGGUCCAGCAGUCUGUGGGUGACACCAUGGCCUUCUUCUUCCUGCCUGACCCAGGGAAGAUGCAGCAACUGGAAGAAGGACUGACUCAGGAACACUUUGAUAAUAUACUCAGAACCACUGAGAAAAGAUUUGCCAGGAUUCAUUUCCCCAGACUUUCCAUUUCUGCAACGUAUGAUCUGAGGAGCAUUCUGAGCGCAAUGGGCAUCACCAAGAUCUUCAGCGAUGAAGCUGACCUCUCAGCGAUGACGGAGGUGUCAUCCAUCAAACUCUCCACGGGAGGAAAACACCAACCUUCUGCUCUUCCUGGGGAAAGUGGUGAAUCCCAUAGAGCAGUAACUGCUUCAGUCCCUCCUUGGCCCAUUAAAAAGGUGCUGAUCUGGCCUUGCCUACAUGUGACCCAUUAAUUCCUCCCCCUGUGUCUGAGUCUCCCUUUGUGCACUGAGUUCAUGAGUGGACCAGGUCACCGUGUGUCUCAGUGUCCCUGCACCCAUGCAUGAGAUCCCUGUGCAGCCUGUGCAGGGAGGGACAACUGUGGCCGCAUCCUCAUCCUACAGCCCUGGGCCUCUCUGCUCCUGAGAUUUCCAGUCUGGCCUGGGAAUCAGAAGGGGAUUGUGUGUCUCAGAUGCCAGCCUGAAGCCCCAGAAUCCAUAAGCCUCCUCUGUCCCCCAGUAAACCCCAAUGCACACAGCCCCCACUGUCCACACUGGAGCCCCCUGUAGGUCUAGGCCCAGAAAGAUGUGAACUCAUGAUUUCCUCUCAACAGCUCCCUGCAGAGGCUCUGGGAUGACCACAGGCUCCCUCCUACCCACGCUAGAGGUGGCCUGGCACCACCUGGCUGUGUGGACACAGCUGGGUCAGGGAGGACAGCGAGGGCCUCAGGUGACAGCAGAACAUUGCACACAGACUCUGCCCAGGCUCAGCAGAUGCCCCAGGCUCAAACCAGCACAGAAAGUCCCUCGUCACAAAGGAAUUGAGUGUCCCCAUACUCUUUAUGUGGCCUGUAAGUUCCCAAGGCCUGAGACUGUGUGGGGGACAGUCAGCGAUGUGUGUCCAGCCACAGCCUGCAUGCCCUGCUCAGUAAGUACUGCUCCAGUGGCCUCAGCUGUCAGGGUGGGUGCUGUGAGCCUCCCUGCAGGGUUCAGCCUCCCUGCCACUUCAUAUGGGGAAACUGAGGCACAAUGCAGGUCCUAGGGCAGGACCAAGACCUGUACAUAGGCAGCUGUAUCUUAAAUGCCCUUCUAGGCAGUACGUGGGGUGGGUAAAGCGCUCACCCUUUAGCUCUCAGCACACAAUAGGCCCAAAGGGUGAGCACUGGGGAGGGUUCUGGCUUAAUGCCUCUUCCUCCUUGUGGCACCUCCUAGGCCUGGUUGGGCCCUGCAC